AUGAAGGACCUGGUGUCGUGCUUCAGCGAGCACGCCGUCAGGAUCUCCGACGUCGCCUGCUCCGGCUCCGCCGCCGCCAAUGCGGCCGCGGCGGCCACGACGGGGACGGCCGACGGCGGGGGCAGGACGGCGGGGAUCAGCGCGGUCACCACCGUGUACCGCUCGCGCCUCUCGGCGUCCGGCAAGGACCUGCUCGUCGACGUCACGUGGGCGCGCUCGCCGGACGGCCCCGCGCUCUCCGUCGCCGUCCACGACGCCGGCGCCCCGCGGCACCGGGCCGCCGCCGCCGCCGCCCCGCGCCACCUGCACAGGCGGAAGGGGAGCGGCACCUUCACCGCGGGCAGCUGCGUGGUGGGCGUCUUUUGGGACUACGCGGCGGCGCGGUACGGCGCGGGGCCCGAGCCCGUCUCCGGGUUCUACGUCGCCGUGGUCGCCGACGCCGAGUUCGUGCUCCUGCUCGGCGACAUGAGCCGGGGCUACGUGGAGCGGCUGCACGGCGGGAUACCGGUGGCCGAGUCGCGGAUGGCGCGGCGGCGGGAGCGGUUCGUCGGGUGCGGGUGCUGGCACACCAGGGCGCGCUUCCUGGAGUCCGGCGCGGAGCACGAGAUCGGCGUCGGGCUGGAGGGCGACACGGAGGCGUGGGUCACCGUGGACGGCCGGAAGGUGGUGCAGCUGCGGCGGCUGCGGUGGAACUUCCGCGGCAGCCACACCCUCAUCCUGGACGGCGGCGCGCCGGUGGACAUGACGUGGGACCUCCACGGCUGGCUCUUCCACGCGAUCGACCCCUCCGCCUCCUCGUCCAGCGCCGUCUUCACGUUCCACGCGCGCGGCGCGUCGGAGACGAGGCUGUGGAUGGACGACGACGACGGCGCCGCCAGCAGCAGCGGCGAAAGCGACAAGGAGCACGACAAGCCUCUGGCGCCGGCGCCGGCGCGCGGCCAGCGACAGAAGCAGGGGCCGUCAGGGCAGGGGUUCUGCCUGCUCAUCCAGGGCUUCAGGAGAUCCUCCAAGACCACCUGA
This is a messenger RNA of Triticum turgidum subsp. durum (durum wheat), 1020 nucleotides long. The record is from the annotation of a GenBank genome assembly. NCBI's taxonomy places the organism in Eukaryota, Viridiplantae, Streptophyta, Magnoliopsida, Poales, Poaceae.